GAGAGAGUCUGUACGGCUUAAGAGAAAACCCGUCAGUAGGACAGAUAUGUGCCCUCUGUCCUCCACCCUUUCUCGUCUUUCUUCAGCCACCUCUGCUGCCGUCUCACCCUGGGAUCCUUCACCUUCUGGUCCUCUGGGAACAGCAGACACCUCAGGCAGACGGCUGGUUGGAAACUGAACUUCAAUGUCAGCAAAAGAUGAGAAUAACCCCGGUGACAAACAAGAAGACAUUGUGCCAGUGAAUGAAGUAUGGCCAGAGGUGGAGAGGGCGGAGCACUUGGCUCGUGGCGCCGCCCUAAAAUGGGCCUCAGUUGUUUUCUGUAGGCCUGAACAUCUGGAGUGUUUGAACCAAUACAGAAAGCGAGAAAGCCAAAGGACCGCCUCCAUACACAGCAGACUCAAGUCCAUGGUCCAGUCGUACCUGGAGGGGGUGGGCUGGGGUUUGGAACAGCUCAGAGAGGCCAGGGCCGACCUGAAGGAGGCGUCGCACACUUUGAGGACAGCAACAGUGGAGUUUGACCAGAACACAGACGGGGAUAAGUGUCUGCAGAGGCUGAGGGAGCUGUCAGUCGAUCAUCGCCAGCUCCUCGCCGCCGUCAGCAACCUACCACGACUUUACUCAGUGCGGAGCAUGUUGUUGGAGACUGAACGUCUGGUGGAGUCUCGCCGGCUUCUGGAGGCUCACGCACAACUGAUGGAUCUGGAACGCUGGCAGGACGACAUCCUAUGGCAGCUACGCGGGGCUGCUGGAAGUUCACUUAGCAUCGAGGAUGACGAUCUGGUGACCAAAUACUUCUCUGGUGUGGGGAAGCUGGUGGAAGCUCUUGGUAAGGAGCUGUGGAUGGUGGUGAGCAGUGCUCUCUCUGUGGCCCGGCAGAACCCCACUCCAUUCGUUUCGGCUGUGAGGAUCGUGGAACGUGAGGAGGCCUUGGACCAAGCACUGUUAGAAGAGAGGGCCAGGGGCGGUGGCAACAUCAGGCCGCUGCCUUCUGGACGACCACGCUGCUGGAGAGCACGCUUCUUCAAGGUUUUAGAAGAGGCCGUUUCUGCGCGGUUUCGCAGUGUGUCCUACCUCCACACUCGAGGUCCAGGUCUGGCCGGUCACCUCUCUGCUCUUCAGCAUGCCAUCAUGACCGACCUGGAUACAGUACGCCACCUGCUGGAGAACUGUGUCCCGCCACACUACCAGUUAACAAGAGCCUACCUGAGGGCAAGCCACUGCUGUUUGCAUACACACUUGGCACAGGUCUGCAGCUGGGACCUGGAAAGUGGUGAAAUCUUUGCUGUGCUCAACUGGGUGCUGCACGUCUACAACAGCCCAGACAUGAUGGGUCAUCCAGAACUGGAAACCGAACUGGAGAAGGAAGCGUUGGGACCGCUUAUCUCCACUGAAGGACUGGAGGAGCUGCACAAUAAAUAUGUGCAGAGUGUCCGGAAAAGUGUGUCAGAGUGGAUGCACAAAGCUUUACAAGUCGAGCUGCAAGACUGGCAACGAGACCAGGAGCCCGACACCGACCACGAAGGUUAUUACCAAACCAGCUUACCCACCAUUAUUACACAGAUGCUAGAGGAGAAUGCUAGAGUGGCACUGAUGAUUGGUGAAUCCCUACGAGACCAGACUAUCCAGAUGGGACUAUAUGAGAUGGAGAACCUGUUGAACAAGUUUCGAGAAGCUCUGGUGACAUUUGGGAAGGAGCACCACAGAGAUCUGAGCAGCAACAAAAAGAAGUUCUACCUCCACUAUCUGCUGGCCUCCAUCAGCAACUGCAUCACACUCAAAAAAUCCACAGAGAGCCUGCAGCAGCAACAGUCAUCCCAAACAGCGGGCCAGUUCUCAAGGACUCCUCCCAACCCGCUGGCAGCUUUGGACCGGGCGGUGAGACGGGCGUGCCACCUGGUGAUGGAUCAGCUCCUGCUGGACCUUCAACCUUUCCUGUCACACCUCCUGACUCGACCCUGGCUGGUUCAAAAAGACCCAACGCCCAAACUCUGCCGGGUGCUCGAGCACCACCUGGAGAUGUACGGCCGUGUACGCCCCCCCUGCCGGCAGUGUCUGCAGGAGGAGGCCCAGUGGCUCAUAGUGGUGGAGUACGUCCGGGCUCUGAUGCAGAAGAAGCUGGUGUGUCGCAGCCCUGAGGAGAGGAGGCAGCUGGCCCAACAGAUGGUCCAGGACCAUCAUCAGUUCAAAGACGUCUUCCACAGCCUGGACAGCGACGUGUUGGUAUCUGAGACGAAUCCUUGGGCUUUACCACUAAUUCUGGCCGACUUCAUCCGACUCAGCGACCCCAGCAUGCUCACUCUGGAAGUGUCCGGACUAGCAUCAAAAUACCCCGACAUCGGCGAAGAGCAUGUGUGUGUACUGAUGGACAUCCGUGGUGACGUCUCCAGGGAUCUACGAGGGACUGUUCUGGAACUGGUGGAACAGAGUGCUCCCCCUCUGCCAGCAGGAUACCGGCCUAUAUUUACUGACAUCUUAGUGCCUCCUUCCACCAUGGCCUUUUGUCUGCCCACUGCCAAGUGUGCAUGACGUCUCAGGACAAAAACAUUUCUGUGUUGACAGUAAAUCUUGAUCUUCUCAGAUGGACACUGAAGUUGGCCUUCCUUUAACUGCUUGCUGCAUUUUAAAGUGCAGUGUUCAAGCUGCUGAAAAAUCUAGCUACAUCCGUUAUAUUUAAGCCUGUGUUAAGUUUUUGGUGGCUUAAUUAUGCCACUUUUUGUUUUUAACCUUUGCUGACUCUGGGAAAGACAACAAAGCACAGCCACAUGUAGCAAAGAAAUCCAGAUUGAAACAUGUUACUACUAUCUUGGCUAGCGGGGAUUCCCCCUGACGUGGUAGAGAAUUUGCCUCCUGAGCAAGGAGUCUGGAGUGCAAAUCCCACCUGCAGUUACAGAGAUAUGUAACUCAUAAAAUUGUAUUGUUAAAUUGUAUAAAUGUAGGUACAGUUGUAACUGUUAAGGUGCAUCCAGAAAGUAUUCACAGCGCUUUACUUUUUCCACAUUUUAUGUUUUAGCCUGAAUUGAAAAUGGAGUAAAUUCAUUUUUUCCCCUCAAAAUACUACUCACAA
Molecule: messenger RNA, 3065 nt
Organism: Thalassophryne amazonica
Lineage: Eukaryota; Metazoa; Chordata; Actinopteri; Batrachoidiformes; Batrachoididae
Gene: exoc3l1
Product: exocyst complex component 3-like 1
Exons: 15
Coding region: 185-2527 (780 amino acids)
Biological process (GO): exocyst localization; exocytosis
Cellular component (GO): exocyst
Molecular function (GO): SNARE binding
Source: RefSeq, a predicted model, not a curated record